Molecule: messenger RNA, 732 nt
Organism: Gracilinanus agilis (Agile Gracile Mouse Opossum)
Lineage: Eukaryota; Metazoa; Chordata; Mammalia; Didelphimorphia; Didelphidae
Gene: AREG
Product: amphiregulin
Exons: 5
Coding region: 1-732 (243 amino acids)
Biological process (GO): positive regulation of cell population proliferation; positive regulation of mitotic nuclear division; epidermal growth factor receptor signaling pathway
Source: RefSeq, a predicted model, not a curated record
AUGAGAGCUCCGCCGCAGCCGCCGGCCCCACUGACACCUUCGCCUAUAUUCCUGUCCCUCCUAGUCUUGAGCACAGUGUGCCACCAUGUUGCUGCAGCAGACACCAAUGAUACCUCCCCUGAGACAAAUGACUUGUUUUCUGGGGAUCAUAGUGCAGAUGGGUUUGAGCUGCCUUCAGUGAGUGAAGUGUUCUCAGGAAGUGAAAUGUCCUCAGGGACUGAAUAUGACUACUCCGAAGAGUAUGAGGAAGACCCACAACUGUCUGGAUAUUUCAUAGAUGAUUCAAUCAGAGUUGGCCAUUUAGUUAAACCCAAGAAAAAUAGAACAGAAAGUGAAAAGAACUCGGACAAGACCAGAAGAAAGAAAAAUAGAGGCAAAAAGAGAAAACCCAAAAAGAAGGUUAAUCCAUGUGAUGCAAAAUACCAGAGUUUUUGCAUUCAUGGUGAAUGCAAAUACAUAGAAAGCCUAGAAGCAGUGACAUGCAAGUGUCAUCAGAAUUAUUUUGGUGAACGUUGUGGAGAGCAAUCAAUGAAGACCCACAGUUUAGGAGAUGGAGGUCACUCCGUCGCAGUACUGGCCAUCAUGGCUGCCUUUCUUUCUGUCCUUUGCUUCUCAGCGAUUGUUGUCAUGAUCAUCCAAAUUCGGAAAGUACAUUCUAACGUUCAUGACCAAGAAGCUGAAGAAAGAAAGCACCUCCGGCAAGAAAAUGGAAAUGGACCCAUUAGUGUAUAG